CCGCCUCAGCAGCAGCAGUAGCGGGAGGAGGAACAUAUAAUCCGCUCGUUAAUGUCGAUAGCGACUCGACACGACAGAAUUUAACCGAUCUAUGCACGAAAUCGGACACUGUGACGCAUAUAUCUCCGGAGCCUGUAUGUGUUUGAGCGCGCGGUGUGUUUAGAGACGGAUAAACUGCGGCCGGGCCGGACGCGCGCGGAUGGGAUUCCCGGUGUAGAUGGAGAGACACGGAGCGUCGCUGCUGUAAAUAAUUCAACAUUCAACGAAAAUGCAUCUGCACCAGGUGCUGACGGGAGCUGUAAACCCGGGAGACUGCUGCUACUCCGUGGGAAGCGUCAACGACGUCCCGUUCACGGCCUACGGUUCAGGCUGUGAUAUUGUGAUCCUCGCGAGUGAUUUUGAGUGUGUUCAGAUUAUUCCUGGAGCUCAGAAUGGAAACAUUCAGGUGGGAUGUGUGGAGUGCUCUCAACAGCUGGGCCGGAUUGCUGCAUCUUAUGGAAAUACGGUGUGUAUUUUUGAACCAGUUGCUUCCAACCCAAACAAACGUCAUAAGCAACUAAACUACCAAUGGCAGAAAACAGGGCAAUUCUUCCUCAAUGCUAUAACCUACAACCUGGCCUGGGACCCCCAAGGUAAUCGUAUCCUGGCGGCCACAGAGCGUCUGCAGUUAUGGGCUCCACCCACCAAUGAUGUGUUAAUAGAGGAAGAGGACAGUCAGCUGACCGAUGACAGAGCUCAUGAACUCAUCCUCAGUGACUGGAAAUGUGUCUGGCAGUGCAAGACCGCUGCAGCUGUCCAGAUCACUAAAUGGUCUCCUGAUGGAGAAUACUUUGCCACAGCUGGGAAGGAUGACUGUCUGCUUAAGGUGUGGUAUCCAACCACAGGCUGGAAGUCUGCUGUGGUGAUGCCUGAUGUGUCUGAUAAAAAAGCUCCAGCAGUUCAUUUCUCGUUUGUGUAUCUGGCUCAUCCACGUACAGUCAAUGGCUUCUCCUGGAGGAAGACAAGCAAAUACAUGCCCAAGGGCUCGGUGUGUAACGUCUUACUGACGUCCUGUGCGGAUGGCAUCUGUCGAGUGUGGAGUGAGACCCUGCUGCCCGAGGACAGUCUGCUGGGUGGUCAGAUCUCAGACAACAGCACCAGCUUCAGCUCAUCGCUGCCAAACAUCGCUCAGAAAGACAAGAUACAACAUGCUUUGGAGUCUAUCCACCACCUCAAGCAUCUGCGCAGGGGCCGCCGGAGAUCAUCCGCCCUGGUGGCUCACACCGAGCUCCUGCCCAGCCAGCUGGGGUCCCACGAAGCCCACCGACACAUCUUGCACCACGCCAACGCCCUCUGCCACUUUCACAUCUCAGCCAGCAUCAACCCAAACACAGAUAUCCCAGCAGCCCUGGCCGGAUCAGGCAUCUUCUCUGACGACGCCAGCGGAGGGUUUGUGGUUCACUGGCUGAAUAAUAAAGAUCUCAGCUUUACCACUUCCAUGGAUCUGUUCAUGCAACAGCUGCGUAAGCUUUCCGAACAGCACAUGGAGCAGGCCGCCGAGGAAUUCGAGCAGGAGAUGACAACAAAGUUUGACUUUGAUCUGGAUGAGAUGUCUGAUAGAGGCUCAUCUGAACACGAGGAGGCCGACCAGGAGGGAAGUACCAAAGCCUCGUCUCCGGGUUCGAACAGCAGCGUUCCUCUGCCUUCCGUUCUGCUGGAUCGUAAACUAGAAACUCUCAUCCUGGAGUGGAACAAGAGUCCUGACAUGCUCUUCACCAUCCAUCCCAACGACGGCUCCUUUCUCGUAUGGCACGUCAAGUACCUGGAUGAGUUCAUACCUGGGAUCUUCAGGCAGGUUCAGGUAUCAUUCUCUUCUCGAAUCCCGGUGGCGUUCCCCACAGGCGAUGCAAACUCCCUGAGUAAGAACAUCAUGAUGUACGCGUGCACGUUCACCGAGCGAGAGAGCUACGCUGCUCUGGAGGAAAAGAGAAGUGAAGGUCGCGUACCUCAGAGCGCCUCCGCAUCCGCCGGGCUCGGGUCGCUCGGACAUUCCCUCGCCGCCGUCAUCGGCCCUGCCGUCAUGAUGGUGUCCAAACACGUGGACGGAUCGCUCAACCAAUGGGCCGUCACAUUUGCAGAGAAGUCCGCCUUCUCAAACGUCCUCACGGUUUCGCACAAGUUCCGUUACUGCGGACAUCGUUUCCACCUCAACGAUUUGGCUUGUCACACGGUCCUUCCCUUGCUGCUGACUUCAUCGCAUCACAACGCACUGCUGACUCCGCCCUCUGGGCCAGAUAGCGUUGACGAGGGCGUGCCCAUACAGCCCGCCCGGCCAAUGAGAGGCGUCUCGCGUAAACAGCUGCGUAACGCGGCCACGCGUACUUUCCACGACCCGAACGCUAUCUACAGCGAGCUGAUCCUGUGGAGAGUCGAUCACAUCGGCCCGCUCUCCUGCACGGGAGGCGUGUCCGAGCUAGCGCGAAUUAACUCGCUUCACACUUCUGCCUUCUCCAACGUGGCCUGGCUGCCAACUCUUAUACCCAGCUCAGUGCUCGGAACGUAUUGUAACUCGGCAAGUGCGUGCUUUGUGGCGUCUGAUGGUAAGAACCUCCGUCUGUAUCAGGCCGUGGUGGAUGCCCGCAAACUGCUGGAUGAGCUCUCUGACCCAGAAACUUCUAAACUUGUGGGUGAAGUGUUCAACAUCGUAAGUCAGCAGUCCACCGCACGACCCGGCUGCAUUAUAGAGCUGGAUAUCAUCACUAACCAGUGUGGUUCAAACACGCAGCUGCUCCACGUAUUUCAGGAGGAUUUUAUUCUGGGAUAUAAACCUCAUGAAGACAUUCCAGAUUUCACCAGAACCAGUUUUCCAUCAGCAGAAGAGUAUCAGCCUCCUCCGUUCUCUGAGAAGUUUUUCCUGGUGGUGAUCGAGAAGGAUGUGAAUCGUAACUCGGUGUUGCAGAUGUGGCAUCUUCAUCUGCGUUCAGUGCAGGCGUGUGUGGAAGAGCCGGUGAAUGACUUCGUAUUUCAGAACAAGCUGACGGUUCCUUCCAGUCAGAUGAACGCUGACUCGUCUCCUGAGAUAACUCCAGGUCAAAGUCCACUGCCCCGCUCAUCCUCUUCUGCCAACCUGCAGUCUGCCAGCAAACUCAUCCUGAGCUCAACACUGGUCUACAGUCAGCGGUUAGACCUGCCCCUGGGGGUGGAGCUUAUUAGAGCCACACCCUCUGCCGGUCAUUUGAGCUCCUCGUCCAUCUACCCUGUAUGUUUGGCACCAUACCUGGUUGUGACCACCUGUUCUGAUGGGCGUGUCAGAUUCUGGCGCUGUGGGGUGGAUAUGGACCCGUCAGCACCGAACCCCGAGGAAUCACGCUCGUAUCGCUGGGAGCCCUGGAGUCUGUUGAAAGAUGAAGAAGACAACAACAGCUCCGUGUCUGUUCCAGGCCGACCCGUCGCGGUCAGCUGUUCUUACACGGGACGACUCGCAGUGUCAUUCAAACAGAUAUCAUCUGGGGACGAAUAUGGGGCACCUCAGGACUUCUCCAUGCUUGUGUCGACCUACGAGUGCGAAUCGACAGGUGGCUCAGAGUGGGUGCUCGAACAGACCAUUCACCUUGAUGAUUUUUGCAAACCUGCGAAAAUGCUAGAUCAACGUGUUAGCGUCGAUAGCAACUUGGUUGUGUACAGCAAGUCGGAUCUGUUUGUAACCAAAGACAGCCCGAAUAUCAAACACUUUGUCCACCUGGACUGGCUUUCUAAGGAAGAUGGGUCGCACAUCCUGACGGUUGGGGUCGGAUCACACAUUCUCAUGUAUGGGCGCAUCUCAGGGGUCGUCACCGAGCAGACGGGGGUAAAGGACGGCAUGGCGGUCACUCUGCCUCUUGGUGGCAGUAUAAAGCAGGGGAUUCGCUCUCGCUGGGUGCUGUUAAGGUCAGUAAACCUCGUCUCUUCUGUGGACGGCACUCCGUCUCUGCCGGUGUCUCUUUCCUGGGUGCGUGAUGGCAUCCUGGUGGUGGGCAUGGACUGCGAGAUGCAGGUUUAUGCACAGUGGAGGCAGGAUGAAAAAAUAGAGGACUCUGAAGACAACGGCAUCUUUUCACCAGACGAGGGUCGAGGGCGAUCUAAAAGUGUGUUCGAGGGUGGGGUUGGAAUCGAUGAUGCGCUGCGCCCCCCGGCUGUGAUUCAAGAUGGAGGUUUGUUUGAGGCAGCACACUCUAUUUCGCCCACCCUCCCGCAGUACCAUCCGACACAGCUGCUGGAGCUUAUGGACCUAGGAAGGGUGAAACGGGCCAAGGCCAUCUUGGCCCACCUGGUCAAGUGCAUUGCCGGGGAAGUUGCCGUAGUGAGGGAUGUGGAGGCGGGUGAAGGUGGCGCUAGGCGACACCUUUCCCGAACCAUCAGUGUGUCAGGCAGCACGGCAAAAGACACCAUCGUUGCUGGACGAGAAGGUGGGCGUGAUUACACCGAAAUCAACUCUAUCCCGCCGCUUCCUCUAUACGCCCUUCUGUCCGCUGACCAAGACACCUCCUUUAAACCUGGAGAAGAGGCAGGAAAAGCCGGAAAGGGGGCGGAGCUCGAGACGCAGAAACUGUCAGAGGAUCAGUACGCCGACCUGUUUCAGGUUCAGGCCGUCACCACAGACGACUUUGUGAGCUUUGCCGCGGAAAAGCCGGAAAAGAAGUCUCGUGUGAUUAACCUGUCGCAGUACGGCCCCACAUACUUUGGCCCCGAGCAUGCGCAGGUGCUGUCUUCUCAUCUCAUGCACUCCAGUUUGCCUGGACUCACACGUCUCGAGCAGAUGUUCCUUGUGGCUCUCGCCGAUACCGUGGCAACCACCAGUGCUGAAGUAGCAGGACCCAUGGAAAAGCAGUACUCGGGUGGAGAGGCUCUAGAUGAGUGUGGUCUACGUUACCUGCUGGCCAUGAGGUUACACACCUGUCUGCUGACCUCACUGCCGCCCCUCUACAGGUUACAGCUUCUGCAUCAAGGCGUGUCGACAUGUCACUUCGCCUGGGCGUUUCACUCCGAAGCCGAAGAGGAGAUGCUGAACAUGAUUCCUGCCAUGCAGAGGGGAGAUCCGCAGUGGUCCGAGCUCCGAGCGGUGGGAGUCGGCUGGUGGAUCAGAAACAUUAACACGCUGAGGCGCAUGGUGGAGAAGGUGGCAAAAGCAGCAUUUCAGAGAAAUAAUGAUCCACUGGACGCAGCUCUGUUUUAUCUGGCUAUGAAGAAGAAAGCUGUGCUCUGGGGUCUUUUCAGGUCUCAGCACGAUGAAAAGAUGACCCAGUUUUUCAGUCAUAACUUCAGCGAGGAUCGCUGGAGGAAGGCGGCUUUGAAGAAUGCCUUUUCUCUUCUGGGAAAACAGCGCUUUGAGCAGUCGGCAGCGUUCUUCCUGCUCGCGGGGUCCCUGAAGGAUGCCAUUGAGGUGUGUCUGGAGAAGAUGGAGGACAUCCAACUUGCGAUGAUAGUUGCUCGUCUUUAUGAAGCAGAUUACGAGAGCUCCUCCACCUGUAAGGGGAUCCUGUAUGAGAAAGUGCUAGGCUGCAACAGAGACGGCAGUGGGUUCUCCUGCACCAGACUGCACCCUGACCCGUUCCUGAGGAGCAUCGCAUACUGGAUAAUGAAGGACUAUACCAGAGCCCUGGACACACUGCUGGAGCAGAUCUACAAAGAAGAUGAUGAGAAACCAGAUGUCUUGAUAAAAUCCUGUAACCCCGUCGUCUUCAGUUUCUACAACUACUUACGCACACACCCUCUUAUCAUUCGCCGACAUUUUGCUAAACCCGAGGGGUCCUUAGAAGCCGUCAGUCUAACAUCUGAGCGCAACAACGCCUACGAGAUCAACCUGAUCGAGCGCAAACUAUUUUUCACCACUGCCAAUGCUCACUUUAAGGUGGGCUGCCCACUCCUGGCGCUCGAAGUCUUAUCCAAAAUCCCCAAUGUCACCAAAAAAGCGUCAUCUUUGAGUAAAGGCUCGUCCGUGGCCAACGUCAGUGCCGCCCAACCGCAGGAGAACGGAGGCAAGGGUCUUGGCACUUGGGGUGCGGACUCAUCCGCCGGGCUGGAUUGGAGUCAACCGCUGGUUAAUUUGGAGGAUGAGGGUCUGCAACUGGACUGGGGUGACGAUAAAGAUGAAGAUGAGGAUGAGGAUGAGGAGGAGGGUGGGCUAACGAUGAAGAAGGCAGUAGUCGAGGAGGCAAAAAAGACGUCCGGGGUGCAGCGUGAAGACUCGGCGGGAGAGUCGGAGGUGGACGUGAUCGCUGAACAGCUGAAGUUUAGAGCCUGCUUAAAGAUCCUCAUGACAGAACUUCGGACUCUGGCAACAGGAUAUGAGGUGGAUGGCGGGAAACUGCGGUUUCAGCUCUACAACUGGCUGGAGAAAGAGAUUGAAGCCAUGCACCACAUCUGCAAUUAUAAGUUUGAAGGAAAGACAGCCGUAGGUCAGCUGGAGAAGUGGGGUGGAGAAGGAUCUCUUGACCUGGAGGACGGACAGUUUCGGGGUGAAACGGGUGCGUACGAGCGACACCAGAUGGAGCGACGGCGUCUGCAAGCCAAGCAGCUCCAUGCAGAGCGGAGAAAGGCGUGGUUGAGGAAGAAUCAAGCUCUUCUCAGAGUCUUCCUGAGUUACUGCAGUCUACACGGAGCCAAGGGUGGAGGAGUGACGUCUGUCAGGAUGGAGCUGCUUUUCCUGCUGCAGGAAUCACAGCAGGAAAUGACAGUGAAGCAGCUUCAAUCACCCCUCCCACUACCCACCACUCUGCCCCUGCUGUCGGCCAGCAUCGCACCCACCAAGACUGUCAUCGCCAACCCCGUUCUGCACCUCGGCAACCACAUACAUGACAUCCUAUACACCACUGUACAGAUGGAGGCUCCGCCACACCCAGAUAUACUGGACGACCGGGUGACAGCUCUACACACACUUGCUGCAUCCUUGUCUGCUUGUAUCUAUCAGUCGCUUUGUGACAGCCACAGCUACAGCAGUCAGUCAGACACCAAUCAGUUUACAGGGAUGGUGUAUCAGGGGCUGUUACUAAGUGACAGGCGGAGACUUCGCACAGAGAGCAUUGAGGAACAUGCCACACCCACUUCUCUCCCUUCACAGUGGCCAGGUGUGUCAUCUCUGAUCAGUCUGCUAGGCUGCGCACAGGGAGACGAUCAUUUACGUCUGAACGUCAUGCUGUGUGAAGCCGUGGUGGCGGUUUAUCUCAGUCUGUUGAUUCAUGGUCUCGGCACACACUCCAGUAACGAGCUCUUCCGGCUGGCCGCCCACCCUCUUAACAACCGAAUGUGGGCCGCAGUGUUUGGGGGCGGAGCCAAACUCAUCGUCAAACCCAAGCGGCCACCUGAGAUUUCACCAACGGUUCCUCCUCCGACACCUCCCGCUGAGGAUGUAGACCGGCAGCGGCGCAGGUUUAACAUGCGUAUGCUGGUUCCGGGACGUCCCGUUAAAGAGACUCCGGUCGCCCCGCCUCCUGUACCCGUUGAACGUCCCACUUACAAGGAGAAGUUCAUCCCACCUGAACUCAGCAUGUGGGAUUACUUUGUGGCCAAACCCUUCCUCCCUCUCUCCGACAGCGGCGCUCUGUAUGAUUCAGAUGAGAGCGGUGCUAGUGAUAAUGAUGAGGAUGAUGAUGAUGCCUUCCUCUCUGACACACAGAUGACUGAACAUUCUGAUCCAAACUCCUAUAGUUGGUCUCUAAUUCGCCUGGUUAUGGUCAAACUUGCUCUGCAUAAUGUCAAGACCUUCCUGCCCCUCACAGGAUUAGACUUCAUAGAGUUGCCCGUCAGGUCUCCUCUGACAAACGCUGUCCUGAAGACACUGGAGAACUGGGAGCAGAUUCUCGUGGAGAAGAUGAAUAAAUUUGACGGACCUCCACCGAAUUACAUCAACACUUUUCCCACGGACCUAAGCUCUGGCGGAGGACCGGCUAUACUCCGACACAAAGCCAUGCUGGAGCCCGAGAACACACCCUUCAAGUCAAAGCAUCAUCUCUCCUUUCCUGCCCGACGUCUGUGGCAUUUCCUGGUCAAACAGGAAAUGCUUCAAGAGACUCUGAUUCGCUACAUCUUCACCAAGAAAAGAAAGCAGAGUGAGUCUUUAGAUAAUCAUGUGGACCACCUCAUACAAAACUGCGUUACUGGAUCUCGCAAAACCAAAAAGGUGGAGGCUGAUAUGGGCUACCCAGGAGGCAAAGCUAAAAUUGUCCACAAAGAAUCUGAUAUUAUCAUGGCUUUUGCCAUUAACAGGGCUAACACGAAUGAAAUAGUGCUGGCGUCCACUCACGACGUCCAGGAGGUGGAUGUGUCCACCCUGCUCGCAGCUCAGCCUUACACGUGGAUCGGAGAGGAAUUUGACAAGGAGUCUCGUAGCUCUGAUGAUGUGGAUUACCGAUCAUCUCACACAAACAUUGCUCAGGCAAGCACCGGUCCUUUCGCUCCCCAACAGAUGGCAGCGUCCUCCUCUAUGCCCUGGCUGGGCAGUGGGCAGACCAGUUUGGGUGCCAGUGUGAUCAUGAAGAGGAAUCUGAAUAAUGUAAAGCGAAUGACUUCUCACCCCAUCUAUCAAUAUUAUAUGACGGGUGCUCAGGACGGCAGCGUGAGGAUGUUCGAGUGGAAUCGUCCGCAGCAGCUCAUAUGUUUCAGACAGGCAGGAAAUGCUCGAGUAACACGACUUUAUUUCAACUCGCAGGGCAACAAGUGCGGUGUUGCAGAUGGCGAGGGAUUUUUGAGCCUCUGGCAAGUCAAUCAAACUUCUUCGAACCCCAAACCAUAUUUGAGUUGGCAGUGUCACGGUAAAAGCUGUGGUGAUUUUGCCUUCAUCACAUCCUCUAGUCUGAUCGCAACAGCAGGACAGUCUAAUGAUGGCAGGAAUGUCUGUCUGUGGGACACUCUGGUCUCACCCAAUAACUCAAUGAUACACGCAUUCCCGUGCCAUGAGAACGGAGCGACGGUUCUUCAGUACGCUCCUAAACAGCAGCUGAUCAUCACGGGCGGCAGGAAAGGGUUCGUGUGUAUUUUUGACAUCCGUCAGAGACAGCUGCUUCACACGUUUCAGGCACAUGAUUCAACCAUCAAAGCUCUGGCCCUGGACUCCACUGAGGACUUCUUUGUCACCGGCUCGGCUGAAGGCAACAUGAAGGUCUGGAAGUUGGCAGGUCACGGGCUCAUGCACACCUUCAGCGCCGAACACGCUAAACAGUCCAUAUUCCGAAACAUCGGCGCUGGCGUGAUGAAAAUCGAAACCUGCCCGGGUAACCGGAUCUUCACCUGCGGUGCCGACGGGACCCUGAAGAUGCGAGUGCUUCCUGACCGGUACAACAUUCCGGCCAGUAUAUUCCAGAUCCUCUAACAGCGUGGCAGACGCUGAAACUAACGCUUUUAUGGGCACCUCCACGUUUCCUUAAAAUCUCACGCUGCAGAAAAUCUUUACCCCCUCCCUAAGAAAGACGCUGGAAAACGGGCAAUCGACUCUAACAAUCGACCGCCGUCGUUUCCGGAGUCUGACGCUCCGUAACGUGUUGGUAGGAAAGCUGUAUGCAUGAGCCGUGUGAAUCGUCGCAGUACAUUUGCAGGUUAUUGGUCGUGCUCUAUAAAUGUGCUGAAAGCUUCAUUUUUUAAGUGUGUACGUGUGUCCUCAUUUUGUGCCCGUUUUAGCAUUAAAUUACCAGCACUGUGCUUCUGCCGUCAGUGUGAGUCCAGUUGUUGGAUUUAGUUUUUUACUGUACGUUUUCUCCUUGGCUGCUAAUGUAUUUGCGGAGCGUAAAAUGGCACAGUACCCUGGUGGCCGGGCGCGACGCUGCGGCUCCAGAGACACAAACCCCCCUCCCCUCCACACGCGCACACAUACGCCGCUUGUUUUUGUAGCAGCCAAACAGCGAAACAUUCCACGCGAGGCGAUGACUUGCGCUGAAAGUCUUAUAUUUUACAAGCAAACGUUGAUUUUUGCACAUGAUAUUUGUUUGUUUGUUCGAUUGCUUUUUCUUCCUUUACAAAUUCUGGUAUUUAUAUUUAACAUAGAAAUAUAAGAUAUGUUUUAGAUGUCUGGGACAAAGUGCAACACUGAAUAGGUUUGUGUUUUAUUUAUUUUACAUAUUUAUUUUUUCAUGUUUUAUCUACUCUAAAUAUUUGCACUCAGAUCUGGGGAAACAAUAAAAUCUAACGUUAAAAAUGGACAAAGCUCUAUUAGAGGAAACUGUUAUAUACAAAUGAAUGUCUGGCUGUGUGUGGCCGAGUAGUUAAAAGUGGAAAUAGUUUUAAAUGAAUAUAUAUAUAUACAGUAUAUAUAUAAAUAUGAAAAUGAACUACGACAUGCUUGUACAAACACAAUGAUGCUUUUAGUUAAUUUUUUUGAAUUUGGUCUCACCUGCUGACGUAUUCGUAUAUAUUUGAUUUGAUGUAUGUGGUAUUUAUUAAAAUCAUAUUUGUGUUUC
This is a messenger RNA of Misgurnus anguillicaudatus (oriental weatherfish), 10403 nucleotides long. Lineage: Eukaryota; Metazoa; Chordata; Actinopteri; Cypriniformes; Cobitidae. The record is from RefSeq and is a predicted model, not a curated record.